CUCGGUAAGAUGUGAGUCUCGUUGUUAGCCUAAAAGUUGCACUCUUGAGUCUGGUUCUCAAACUACUCGUAUGAAGAAGCAAAAUGGUUCUAGUUCUUCCUCUCCAGCGAUAAAUGAGUGUUUGACAGGUCUCCAACAGCCAUAUUGAAAUCAAAUAAAAUUUUGUGAAAGCAGCAGUAUUUCUCUGAAUCUCCUCCCAUUUUCUACAUAAGCUAGGGUUUGAAUUGUUUGUAUCUGUGGAGGAUGGAGUGUGUCAUGGAGAAUCAAACUCCGAUUUCAACAGAAGAACCAAGUUCAUCAGCCGAAGUUAGAAAUUGGCUUGAAUUGCCUCCUGAUGUUCUGGCUCAUAUAUUUCUGAAACUAGGGGCAAUUGAUAUCUUGUUUAGGGCUCAAUCGGUGUGUUCUAUGUGGCGAAAAGUUUCCAAGGAGCCUCUGUUGUUUCGUUGUAUAGAUAUGAGGAAUAGGUGGGAUUUGUUUGAUGGUGGAUACUAUGAUAUGGAAAAGAUGGCAAGAGAAGCUGUAGAUAGGAGUUGUGGACAGUUGGUUGAAUUCUCUAUGGAACAUUUUGGUACUGAUGAUCUUGUAGAUUAUAUUGCUGAUAAGACUGGUUCCUUGAGGUGUCUUCGGCUUGUAUCUUGUUAUCAAGUUAGCGAUGAUGCGCUGAUUAACGUGGCCAAGAAAGCUGUCAUCCUGGAGGAACUUGAAGUAUGCCACUGUUCUUUCUCAGAGGAUAUGCUUAAAACUGUUGGGAAAGCAUGCCCUCAGCUAACAUCGUUCCGGCUCAAUUGUCGAGGCUUCAGGCGGACACGCUUAGAGAGUGAUGUUGAGGCACUAGCCAUUGCAGAGAACAUGCCUCAGCUGCGUCAUCUUCAUCUUUUCGGGAAUAAAUUGACUAAUGUGGGGUUGAGGGGAAUUCUUGAUGGCUGCCUGCAUCUUGAAUCGCUCGAUCUCCGUCAAUGCUUCAACCUUAAUCUAGAAGGGGACAUGCUGAAGAUCUGUAGGGAGAGGCUUAUAAAAGUAAAGCUCCCAAAUGACUCCACUGACGACUAUGAAUUUGAUGCUACAAUCGAGGAUGGAUCAUAUGGUGAAGAUUACCCCUCUGGAUUUUCUGACAUCGACUUUCUAUCUGAUGACGGAUAUUAUGAAUUCUCUGGAGGCAGUUGUAUCUCUGGAUUUAAUGAUGAUGAUGAUGGUGAUGAAGUUGAUGCAUUCGACUACUACAACAUCUGAUCAAUUACCGAGUAUUUUGGUGUCCUCUGACGAAAAGAUAGUUAUGUCUGUUUAGUUUAGACUUUCUCCUCUUCUCUUAGUGUAAUGGAUUCUGUUUGAAUUACUUUAUAUGACACACCUAAAACUUCCUUUCACUCUUCUUAUAAUUCUAUUACAUUGAUAUCUGUUCUCAAUUAUAUUGACAAAGAUA
Messenger RNA from Papaver somniferum (opium poppy), 1420 nucleotides. RefSeq names its product F-box protein SKIP19-like. The transcript is spliced from 3 exons. Lineage: Eukaryota; Viridiplantae; Streptophyta; Magnoliopsida; Ranunculales; Papaveraceae. The record is from RefSeq and is a predicted model, not a curated record. The coding region runs from base 244 to 1230 and encodes 328 amino acids. Gene Ontology annotation, molecular function: protein binding.